AAACUUCUCGACUUACAAAGCUCUAGAGCGAUAAAAAAGCGAAAAAAUGAUUGAAGCGUACUCUCAAAUAUGGUAUGUAAUGCCUUAUAAGGAAAUGACCGAGCGAGCUAGAAAAACGACAGUUUUUAUGAUUGACUGAAAUGCGUUCUUGACAUCUCUCUCAAUAAGGAUAAAACAGCUUGCCAAAUCACCCUUUUAGCCUUUGUUUGUUGUUAACCGUAUCCAAAAACAUUUAUAAACAAAUAAUUAAAAGUUUAAAACUCAAGCGCUUAUUGGUCCAAUAUAGUCAGCUUUCAAAGGAAGUCAAAUAGUGAGCGAGGUAUUUAUAAAUAUGAAUACUAAAAAAAGUACAUCCGACGACAAUAUCUUUUCUAAUGCAGGAAGAGCACUAAAUUUGAUAGUAAACAGUUUCAGAACAGUAAAUCAAUGGAAAUUUAAUUUUCGAGGGUUAAUUAUUGGCUUGGAACGGAUUUCAACGCAGAGUAGGAAUGUUUUGUUUGCUUGACAAAUUAUAAAUGAAUAGAAAUUUUUAAUCAACCGUUAAAGAGGUAUUAACUACUCUAGUUUUUAAUGUUGUUCUGGUCGCGGGUGAACGCCGAGAGAAGAAGAUUUAGCCUGUAUUACAACUACGAUACCGGAAUGAGCGAGACGGGUUCUUGCUGCUCAUGUCUAUCUUCCAGUGGUGCGGACACACCUACUGCACGGGUACAGCUCUAUGUACCAAGCAGAGUGAAAUUCCACAGCUUUCCCGGCGAGCUGAAGACAUGUGCUGAUGAUCCGGAAAUCAGUCAAAGGCUUAGCCAAGGAUUAUCGCCAACUGAACAACUCUCUGCGAUUUGUCGGUUUGCCAGUAGACACAAUUACACCGUACAGGCCAAAGGUACCGGGUCGAGCAUGUCACGCAUCUGCAGCGAGUGUGAUAUCCUUAUAGAUAUGACGUCACUCGACAAAAUAGUCACACCACGGCCGGCUGUACGAGAAGAAAACUUAUCGAAAGAUUAUGUUGACAUCGAAGUCGAGGCUGGCAUGCGAUUGAAGGAUUUUGUUGAAACACUGGAUAAACACUACGGACUUGCACUUCCGGUAUUGGGUAGUAACGCUGGUCAAACCGUUGCGGGCGCAGCUAUGGUGUCAUCACAUGGAUCUGGACUCGGUGCGGCGUCACUGGCUGCGUCUGUCGUCGGCGUUCACUUGAUUACGUCCAGCGGUAUCCAAGUCAAACUCAGCCUCGGUUCCGAGUCUUUGCUAGAUUGCAAGCAAAAAUUAAUUCACGGACAACAAGACGGGAAUCCUGUGGACAUGACCAGUACACACAUGCUUCGCGCCGCGAUCGUAGGACUUGGCGCUAUGGGUAUCAUAUACACGCUGACGUAUCGAUGUAUACCGGUCUAUAAUCUGAGGGAGGAGCGGUCGGUUUUGAGGGUUCCUUGUCGGGAUAAGAGCACGUUUAGCGUCACUAAUCAGCUUGCACGUGAUUUCACUUCGCACGAGUUCUUUUCUAUUCUACUCAAUCCUUAUCCGCAGCCUCAGGGGUUCCUUUAUGCGUCAGUCCUGAAGUCCCGCCCCACGCCCUUCAACCCCACUUGCUGUCAGUGCUGCACGUGUUGGUGCGGAUCAGGUGGGCGGGGCUGCGCGGACUGUGAUAUGUGUCAAUCAUCCUGCUGCUUGACGUGUUUCCAGUGCAUCACUCAAUGCUGUCCCGCGCGGUCGCGGGAUAUUAUCAACUAUGGGCUGACGUAUUUCAGUCUCAAGAAACCGUUUAUUCACAAGUGGUACAACGUGCUGCAAUUAACCAAGGGAACCAACAGUGUCCGCUCUGCCGAGUGGUCACUUCCCCUUAGCAGGCUCGACGAAGCCCUUUAUGACGUCAUCGAUACCAUAAAGCAGCUCGGUCUCCGAAAUAAUGAGUACACGGCGUUGCCUUUACACAUUCGCAUCGCUAAGACAGACGACUUGAUGCUAAGCCCGGCGAACAGAAAGUUCCAGAGCGGAGAGUCACAACAUUGCGCGUACAUCGAGGUACCGGUUUUAGCUGGCUGUAAGCACACCGAUGACCUGUAUGGAGCCAUCGAAUCAACCCUGACAACACGCUACCAUGCUCGACCGCAUUGGGGAAAGUACCAUUCCCUCACGGCCGACAGCAUCCGGGAUUUAUAUCCACAGCUUGACGACUGGAAGCAAGUAUACCGCCUGCUCAACUCAGACGGGAUCUUUAGUAGUGACUUCACCGAUAAAAUGGGUUUUCAUUUGGUGCUCGAGUCGGAGCCUGGGCCUAGCGGCGAAAAUUUGAACAAUGAUAACCACGUGAUAACUGUGCAGCCCGCGCAAUAACCUGAUAAUGACCAGCGGUGGACAUGAAUUCAGCUCUAGAAAAUAAAUGAGUGGACUUAAAAAGCACACUAGCAUAUAAUUCCCAUUAGCUUUUGUGGAUGCAAAACUGAGUAUUGGUAUUAUUUUGAUAGAAUAAAUAAAGAAAUAUUUAGGAUAUUGGUACUCUGA
This is a messenger RNA of Nematostella vectensis (starlet sea anemone), 2499 nucleotides long. RefSeq names its product L-gulono-1,4-lactone dehydrogenase. Lineage: Eukaryota; Metazoa; Cnidaria; Anthozoa; Actiniaria; Edwardsiidae. The coding region runs from base 571 to 2331 and encodes 586 amino acids. Gene Ontology annotation, cellular component: membrane. The record is from RefSeq and is a predicted model, not a curated record. The transcript has 8 exons. Gene Ontology annotation, molecular function: FAD binding; D-arabinono-1,4-lactone oxidase activity.